Messenger RNA from Didymodactylos carnosus, 4206 nucleotides. The record is from the annotation of a GenBank genome assembly. NCBI's taxonomy places the organism in Eukaryota, Metazoa, Rotifera, Eurotatoria, Philodinida, Philodinidae.
AUGGGGAUUAAAACAUCUAAACCAAACGUUAUUUUCACUAAUAUAAACACUGGUGUACCACCCGAUAUACUUGGCUCUGAAGUUCAGAGGAGGAAACAAAAUGGAGAAGAAAUAACAUUAGUUUGGCUAGAUGAACAUAAAAUUGAUCAUUCAUCAAAUGGCAAUGAAAUAAUUCUCAGAAAACAAAUACUUCGACAAAUUAAUGAUUAUUGUAAAUUUUAUGAUGAACAAAAUUCAUGCGUGGAAUAUAUUUACUCAAUUAAAAAUGAAAAAGUAUUUCUUGUCAUUCCGGGCUCAUGUGCAAACGAUAUUUUGAUAAGAGUUCAUGAUUUAGAGCAAGUAGAUUCCGUAUUUAUAUUUUGUAUGGAACGUAACAAAUAUUUACUGUUAAUGAAUGAUUAUUCAAAAGUAGUUGGUAUUUAUACUAAGCAAAACGAUCUCAUAGAAAACAUUCAAAAAACUGUCAAAUUGGUUGAAAAACAAUUGAUUACAUUGAAUUUGUACGAUCAAAAACAGAAAUCUACAAGAGAUUUAACAACCGAAUCAGGUUCAUUUUUAUUUUUUCAACUAUUCAAAGAUGUUUUAUUAAACAUGCUACAAACACCAGCAUCUAAACGAGAAAUGAUUGAUAAAUGUCGGGAAUAUUAUCGUGGUAAUAAAAAAGAACUAGAAAACAUUGAACUAUUUAAUUUGAAAUACAAAACAAAUGAAGCAAUACAAUGGUAUACUAAAAAUUGUUUUAUUUAUAAGCUUGUCAACAAAGCCCUUCGAACAGAGGAUAUUGAAGAAUUGUUUAUAUACCGUUUUUUUAUCGUUGAUCUAAGUUCGAAUUUAAUGAAAAAAUACAAAGAUCUAAAAAAGACCCAUAAAGAACAGACAGUUAUUUAUUUGUAUCGUGGAGCUGAUUUGCCAAGCGAUGAAUUGAAUAGAUUAAAAGUUAACAUUGGAAAUCUUAUAUCAACAAACGGUUUUUUAUCAACAAGUAGAUGUCGAAAUGUUGCUCUUAUGUUCGCGAGUAAUGUUAUAUUUGAAAUUGAAACCGAUAUUCGAUUGAAAACAGUUAUUUGUGCUGACAUAGCUGAUAUUAGUAGUAUGUCAGAUGAACAAGAGGUACUGUUUGAUUUAGGUAAGUUAAAAACGCUUCUUAUUUUUCAUCAUCUUCAGAACUAGGAACAAGUUUCGAAAAAACAUUUAGCGACCAAUUUUGUAGCUGUAACGGAAAUUGACCGAUCAUGAGUUUAUUUCUGACACAAAUUAACUACAACGUGACUGUACACAUUUGAAAGUGAGUAGAAGUGGUGAAUCGGAUCCAAAGAAAAAGAGUUCAGGAAAAUGUACAGUAAAAGCUAGAAACUUAGUGAAGCGAGACAAGAGAUUAUGAACUGUGGAAGGAAUGGAUAUAUAAGAUAUUCGAUGAGAAGAAAUAAUGGAUGCAUACAAUGAGAGAAAUCGCUAAAGAAGAGAAGAGAAAAGGAUGGGAAGUCAAUGAGAAGAAUGGAUAUAUUCUUCACAGUAGCUUGAAGUAUCCUCUACAAAGUGUACAAUUUGUUGCAAAUUAAAAGAAUAGCAUUAUGCGCUCAAUGAGCAUCAGUAGGGUUAAUUUUUUCAACGUAUCCAGAGUGAAGAAAACCCUUCGACUCUUUCUAAAAAACACCUUAGUUUUUUGUUUAAAGCUUUAUUAAAAAGAAAAAUCUGAGCACAAAGGGUUCAAAGAAACCCACUUUAGCACUAUACACAGAAACACAUACAUGUAAACAUAAGAGCCUAAAACAUAACAAGAAAAGAAAAAAUCAGGAAAAAAGAAAGAAAAAAGAAUCCUCAUCUUAUCCUUAAAGAGAUGUUACACUUGCGCUGUUGGUUACAAUGGUUUUAUUGGACCUAAUGAUGCUCAAAGUAGAACUGCAGCUCAAUUUACUCUCAUCACAUUUAACAACCACUCGAUCGAACUUACUGUUGAUACGUGACAGAUGGGAAUCCAGGCUGUUUAAAGCGAUUAACCGUAGAUAUGAAUUUUAAAACAGAGUGAUAUAUCUGUAUCAUAUCUUCAUAUUUCAUAGAGUCAUAUAGCAUAAGUAAUGACAUUGUUAUAGUUGCCGUAGGCAUUACGUCAACAAUCUCAGAGAAUAGCAGUUUUCGUUGGUUUUUUGUAUAAAGGACAAUGGAGGAAAAAGUGUUCAAGUGUCUCAUUUGCACCAUAUACACAGUACGGGUCAGCGGUGAGAUUACUAAUGUACAGAUCAUGUCUUAGCUGAGUUCGAUCAACUCGACAUCGACAAAAAUGAAUUUCAUCUAAGCGAUUAUUUGCAAUGGGAAGCCUUUUCUUGACCGUUGUUUUAAUUUUCUUUUUAAAAGAGUUCAACUUCGUUAUACUUCGUGUACUAAACGGUAAUUCUUGCCAAUCAAUACGAGCUUGGUAAAAAAAAGAUUCUCUAAACAUUUUUAUUCUGGGAGAUGGCUGCCAGUGCUGAUCAUUUUGCUGACUACGAGUAUUAUAGUUAUGAGUGGGAACUGAAUUGUUCGUUGAAGAGGAUAUUAAGUCAAACAAAUAAUUAGGUGACUUAGUCACUAAUAUUGUAUGAUAUGUAAUAAUUCUACUUCGAUGAAAGCACUCCUUCAUAGACUCCCAGCCGAUGUCCUUCAAGACCUUCUGAUUACUACUACCUUCAUAGCUCCUGUUACUGCUAACGCCGCAUGAUACCGCAGCUUUUGAAUACGCUCAAUAUUGGAAUCGGAUGUGUUACCAUAUAUGAUACUACCGUAAUUAAAACAGGGCAUGAUGAAGGACUUAUAAACCACGUCAAGUGCCUGACGACAUAGAAUUCUACUGCAAAGUUUUAAUAACCCAAUUAGUUUGUUCACUUUUUGCACCAGAUAGUCAAUAUGUUUAGUCCAGUUCAAUUUCGGUGUUAAUAUUAACCCUAGGUGUUUAUGCGACUGAACAUAACUGAGCACUGUUGCUCCAAUUUGAAGUGUAGAUAGCAUUUGCGGAGGUUUUAUUAAUGUGAAUAACAUUGAUACGCAUUUAUCUGGAUUCAAGGGUAGUUUCCAGUUAAUAGACCAUUUAUACACUUUGUCAAGGUCACCAUUUAACUGAUUAGCUAUUUGCAGCAGAUUAUUGCCUAUCAUAUGCAGUGAUGCAUCAUCAGCAAACAAUUUGGUAACACUUAUUAGGUCAUCACAUUAGUCGUCAAUGUACACUAGAAAACGUAAGGGACCUAAGACAGAUCCAAGUGCCUCGGUCUAUAGUGUCUCGGAUCAUGCCGAUCGCCAGAUUUAAAGAGGGCAUUGAAUAAAUAAGUUAAAAUAUUGGAUACAGUCCAUGAUGCUUCUUUUAACAUUCUCGGCGAUAUGCCAGGAGUUGAAGCUUUAGAACAAUCUAUCCUUUUUAAUGAUUCCAAAACUUCAGGUUCAGAAAUUCGAAAAACUGACAUCAUAGUCUUACUAGUCUUAAUUGGUUUGGGUAUGUCAUCAACCAUCUCACUGUUCAUCGUACACAUAGAAGCAAAAUAGUCGUUUAGAACAUCAGCUUUCUCAUUGGGUUCACUUACAAGUUUGCCAGAGGAAUUGAUGAUUUACUAGUACGGCCUAAAGAAUGCUUGAGAAGUGUCCACCAUCUCUUUGAUUUUGUACUUAUAUCAACAGAUAUUUGCGUAUGAUAGUGAUUUUUUGUUGUAUUGCAUUCCUUUUCAAACGACCUAGAUAUUUCUUUAUAAGAAAGAAAAUUUUUAUCAUUUUUGUUUCGUUGAUAUCGAUAAAACGCUUUAUUUUUAUCACAGCAUCAAACGCAACUUUUCAUUAAACCCUAGUUGAAGUAGUGCCGAUUUAUUGGCAAAUUGAUAUAUGUGCGAGCCUGCUGAAGUAGUUUCUUUGGUUGAGUUGGGGUGCCAUAACUUACAAUGACCAUUAAAGUCAUCCAUGAAGAUUAAAUCACUAAAAUGAUAACUAGUACCAGUUCGCACUUCAUCAUUAACAUCUUCGAGAUGAUUAGUAAAUGAGUCGACAUCAACCCACUUAAGGGCACCCCCCCCCUUUCCGGCGUUUUUGGAGAACGGUACAUCAGAAAAUUUUGAAACUCUCUUGGCAGAUAGAUCUAGAGGAGUAGAGCAAAUGUCUUGCUAGACUUAGAAUUCUCAGAUGCUGUCUUCAGUAAGAUUUUAGGGUCUCAAGGUGUAACAACGUCUCCCCUUUUCGCCCCCGUUUCUCCGC